Molecule: messenger RNA, 1110 nt
Organism: Lemur catta (Ring-tailed lemur)
Lineage: Eukaryota; Metazoa; Chordata; Mammalia; Primates; Lemuridae
Gene: FUT9
Product: fucosyltransferase 9
Exons: 1
Coding region: 1-1080 (359 amino acids)
Cellular component (GO): membrane
Molecular function (GO): alpha-(1->3)-fucosyltransferase activity
Source: RefSeq, a predicted model, not a curated record
AUGACAUCAACAUCCAAAGGAAUUCUCCGCCCAUUUUUAAUCGUCUGCAUUAUCCUGGGCUGCUUCAUGGCAUGUCUGCUCAUUUACAUCAAGCCCACCAACAGCUGGAUCUUCAGUCCGAUGGAGUCAGCCAGCUCUGUGCUGAAAAUGAAAAAUUUCUUCUCCACCAAAACUGAUUAUUUGAAUGAAACUACGAUUCUGGUGUGGGUGUGGCCAUUUGGGCAGACCUUUGACCUUACAUCCUGCCAAGCAAUGUUCAAUAUCCAAGGAUGCCAUCUCACAACAGACCGUUCACUAUACAACAAGUCUCAUGCAGUUUUGAUCCAUCACCGAGACAUCAGUUGGGAUCUGACUAAUUUACCUCAACAGGCUAGGCCACCCUUCCAGAAAUGGAUUUGGAUGAAUUUGGAAUCACCAACUCACACGCCUCAAAAGAGUGGUAUUGAGCACUUGUUCAACCUGACUCUGACUUACCGCCGUGACUCAGAUAUCCAAGUGCCUUAUGGCUUCUUGACAGUGAGCACCAACCCCUUCGUGUUUGAAGUGCCAAGCAAAGAGAAGUUGGUGUGCUGGGUUGUAAGUAACUGGAACCCUGAGCAUGCCAGGGUCAAGUAUUACAAUGAGCUAAGCAAAAGCAUUGAAAUCCAUACCUAUGGGCAAGCAUUUGGAGAAUAUGUCAAUGAUAAAAAUUUGAUUCCUACCAUAUCCACUUGUAAAUUUUAUCUUUCCUUUGAAAACUCAAUCCACAAAGAUUACAUCACAGAAAAGCUUUACAAUGCUUUUCUGGCUGGCUCUGUACCUGUUGUUCUCGGGCCAUCUAGGGAAAACUAUGAGAAUUAUAUUCCGGCAGAUUCAUUCAUUCAUGUGGAAGAUUAUAACUCUCCUAGUGAGCUAGCAAAGUAUCUGAAGGAAGUCGACAAAAACAAUAAGUUAUACCUUAGUUACUUUAACUGGAGGAAGGAUUUCACUGUAAAUCUUCCACGAUUUUGGGAAUCACAUGCAUGCUUGGCUUGCGAUCAUGUGAAAAGGCAUCAAGAAUAUAAGUCUGUUGGUAAUUUAGAGAAAUGGUUUUGGAAUUAAAAUUUUUCAUCAUUUGCACACUUGAUAAAA